This is a messenger RNA of Synchiropus splendidus (mandarinfish), 2797 nucleotides long. RefSeq names its product CDK2 associated cullin domain 1 (gene cacul1). The coding region runs from base 109 to 1107 and encodes 332 amino acids. The transcript is spliced from 8 exons. Gene Ontology annotation, molecular function: ubiquitin protein ligase binding. The record is from RefSeq and is a predicted model, not a curated record. Lineage: Eukaryota; Metazoa; Chordata; Actinopteri; Syngnathiformes; Callionymidae. Gene Ontology annotation, biological process: ubiquitin-dependent protein catabolic process.
AAGACAUCACGACGUGUCGUAAACAGCUGCGUUGUGAUGGAGAGAAAUUGAAUCCAAUCAUUUUCUGCCUGUUCGGCGACUGACCGCGGGAGUUGUGACAGGGAGACCAUGGAAGAGGACGGUGUAGACGACCACAACCACAACUACUGUUCAGGUAGCAACGAGAAAGUCGAAACGCAUCCGAGGAGGAGACCGCUGUCGGAGGCGGUCCCGCAGCUCGACUGUGCGCCGGUGCCCAGAGGAGAACCGGCAGGUAGAAGACGGAAAAUGUGGACCGGUAGCGCCGGAGGCUCUUCGUACAUGGACUCAGACUCGAGCAGUGAGGGAAGCGAAGUUAGCGAGCCGGACCUCGGGUCCACACCGGCAUCUGGAGAGGGCGGCUGCUCCCUCGACCCUACCUCCAAGUUCUUUCUCAAUGCGAUGGCUGUGGAGGACUACAAGAAGAACCACUGGCCGAACCUGGAGAAGGUUAUAGAUCGACUGCUCGUUCAGAAUCCCACAGAUCACAGCUCUGUUUCAUAUGCUCAGAUUUACAGUUAUGUUUACAAGUGUGUCUGUCAGCAGCACUCUGAGUUGCUUUAUAAUGACUUGACAUCCAAAGUGACGAGCCAUCUACAACAGGUUUCCUUUUAUCUACAGGAAGUGCCACCUGCAGACUUCAUUGAAAACUUCAACAUGGUGUUGACUCAGUACAUGGCUUCCCUUCAAUGUAUCGUCCCUGUGUUUGUUUAUCUGAACAAGUUCUACAUCGAGUCUAAGCUAAACAGAGAUCUGAACAAGGAUCUGAUGAACCUGUUUGCCGAUCAAGUUGCUGAAAAACAUGUACACACACUGAUGCCUCUCCUUGUUAAAGCUCAUUCCAUGCCAUUUGAGGUGCAGCCUUCGACUAUGGCCAGUGUGGUGAAGGGGCUCUACAACCUCAGACCAGAGUGGGCUCAGCUAGCUCCGGCCCUCUUCUCUGGAUUCAUCCCUCAAAUCCACCCGCCGGCAGUGGAGUCUCACCUGUCUGACUACGCUGCUCAUGACCAGAAGCUGCAGAUGGAACUCUCCAUGAACGGUUUCUCACGAGGAGACCAGUCACGCAAGCGAGCCAUCGAGGACUCCUGAUGGGUGUGUCAGCAAAAGCUGCACCAGGGCCUCCGACAUGUGUAUCGCAUAAAUACAAUGUUGAUGUUUUGGAGCGGGAAGUGAAAAGCAGGGAGAGCAGAAUCUUCUGCACUCAAAAGCACACAGACCGUCGACCACUGCUCUCCUCUGUGAUGUCACACGCCUCCAAUAUUUCCCAGAUGCUGCUGUGAGCUGAACCAUGUUCCCUCGUGCUUUCGAGUGCCUUCGCGGUGUCUGUCCUUGAUGGUGACCGGUUGAUAAUGAUUGUAAAAUAGCCACAUAUCCUCCCGAUGAUGCAACCCUUUAACAAAGAUCUUUGAAUACAAGCCGAGAGUUUAACUUUUGCUAUAACACCCUCGCCAUCAAGACUCAUGCAGCCGCAACCUCAUGUGGGUAACGCCCCAGUAUAAAUGUGAAUCUUACUUUGUUAACCAUGUUUUUUGUCGUUGACACAUGUUCGUGUACUAAUCUUUCUUUUUCAAAAUCAGUCUUCCUCAACUUCUGCUAACUUCUGGUCUCCACUGAAGCAGUUUAUGCAAUCACAAGUCACACCUGAAUAAUCUGAGGCAACAUCCAAGGUUGGUUGUAACUAAUCGGACAUGUUGGCCGCGUACACACACUUCAAACAUCUAUGACUGUAACUGUACGACUUCAGCCUUGGCCUUGAUUCACUCACUCCUGUGGCAUUCUCUGCGCGAGGAAGUCAACUGGGUCAAAUUCGAAGUGACAGUGCAACAUGUUUGCGUACAUUUUUUUAGUCUUUGACAGCAGCUGUGGGACAAGUGCCAGAAAACCACUGCUUUGGUGAGUUUAACUCACGCGAAUCAUAGGCUAAUAUUACGUUUCAGAACAAUCACGCCGAUAUCAUUCAUUGAACAAGAAAAUGUGAUUACUAGUAGAAACAGCAGGGGGCGUUGUUAACAAGGGUACUUCUACAGAGGUUGCUUCUUUCCUCGUAUGCGACAGAACAGAUGGUUUUUGCAGGGAGAGAAGUUUCCAUACUAAUAUGAUGGUUUUCUCUGUGCUGCAUUGUUCUAGUGUCAAUAUCGCUGAUAACACUGUUUUAAGUGUCCGCUAGUCUUUUUUUGAUUUGAGAAAAAAAUGUUAUUGUCCCUCAAAUAAACUAAUUUGAUUACUGCUACCACGUCAGGACUCUUGAUUUCAGCUUCAAGCUCUCAAAUCCUAGCAUGAAUUACCUUAUGAUGACAUCACAGAUUAGUGUUUUUCAAAGCCAUACAAUGAUUUGUGGAACUCUAAUGUGGCCCUUAUAUGAAAUGAUUGUGAUGGAGGGUGAGAGUCAGCGAUGCUGUGAGGAUUGGAAGCUCUCGAGUGGCCAACCAUCUUCAUAAAGCUGCACAUACGGCUGCGAUGACUUGUCUAUUCACUCCACACUUUCAGCAAUUAAACGUUUUAAAAACAUUUAACAUUUAAUCUAUUGACAGCCAUAGUUGACACAACUAUGGCUUAAAAAAUGUUUAUUAGUCACAUCUCACACUCGUGUUGAUAAAUACGAAAUACAAAUAUAGAUAGUAGUAGUACAGAUGAAAAAAAAAAGAUUAAUUUGCAAAUGCUCUGCUGUGCGAUUAAACAUGAUACAAAAAUUGAAUCUAUUGACCAAAUUUCAACACCCUCAGACGAGUCGCAUGCUUCAUCAACCAGUACAUGUCAAAUGCUGAUAAGUUCACCAGUC